Messenger RNA from Acanthaster planci (crown-of-thorns starfish), 3188 nucleotides. RefSeq names its product 2-Hydroxyacid oxidase 1-like. Gene Ontology annotation, molecular function: (S)-2-hydroxy-acid oxidase activity; FMN binding. NCBI's taxonomy places the organism in Eukaryota, Metazoa, Echinodermata, Asteroidea, Valvatida, Acanthasteridae. The record is from RefSeq and is a predicted model, not a curated record. Gene Ontology annotation, biological process: fatty acid alpha-oxidation. Gene Ontology annotation, cellular component: peroxisomal matrix.
UUCCAUAUAUCAUGCACCAUGUGCCGGGUCCAACAAGACUAGUGUAGCUAGUCUGGUGCCCGAACCAUACAUAGAACCUAGAAUGUAAAAAAAAAACACGCGAAAAGCUAUGUAAAGUCUGAAAACGUCACCGUCCACUUUCCGCGCAGCCUAGCCGGCCAGGUGCGCAAACGCCGGGUAGAGGUGAGAUUGUUAACCGCCAUGGUAUCCCUGCCCCUUUGCGUUGUUGCCUUUGAGCCGUAUUUGAAAGAAAGCCUUCCCGACACCGUGUGGCAAUACUUCAGAUCGGGUGCUGAUGACGAGCAGACAAUGAAAGAUAAUCAGUUUGCUUUUCAAAGGUAUCGCCUCCGACCACGGUGUCUGAGAGACGUCUCUCAACGUAUCACUUCCACAAGCGUGUUAGGUCACUAUAUUGCAUUUCCAGUUGGAGUGUCUCCCGUGGCUGCCCACGGAUUUGCACACCCUGAUGGAGAAAUUGCGACAGCUAAAGGCGUCUGUAGCGUAGGCUCUGUCAUGAUCCACAGUAUGUGGUCCAAUAAGAGAUCAGAGGAUGUUGCCAGCACAGUGCAGCCGAACACACCACUGUUCCAUCAGCUCAACUUCCUUCGCGAUAGGUCACGGAUGAAAGAGGUGGUCAGAAAGGCCGAGGUAGCUGGCUACAGAGCACUGGUUGUAACUGUUGAUCAGCCCAUUAUCGGUAACACACGACCCGCGAAGGAAUCGUCUUUAGUUGUACCCUCACAUAUUUCGUUUCCGAACGCAUUACGCCCCGAUGAGUCCUUCUGUCCUCAGACAGCACAUGAAUUAUUUGAUGAUUCAGCAACUUGGGAUACUAUUUCAUGGCUGAAGGAAAUUACAUCACUCCCUAUCAUACUGAAGGGUAUACUCACUGCUGAAGAUGCAAAAGAGGCAGUGAAGCAUGGCGUUGCUGGUAUCCUGGUGUCAAACCACGGGGGCAGACAGCUGGAUGGAACACUGGCUACGAUCGACGCACUACCAGAGGUCGUCAACGCAGUGCGUGAUUCCAGUGUGGAGGUGUAUCUCGAUGGAGGGGUGCGUAAAGGCACAGAUGUCCUCAAAGCCCUUGCCUUGGGUGCAAGAGCCGUCUUCAUCGGUCGACCGGUCAUUUGGGGGCUUGCUUACGAUGGUGAGAAUGGUGUUAAGAAAGUCCUCGAGAUCCUGCGAGAGGAGUUCAGUUUGGCCAUGGCCCUCACUGGUUGUUCUUCUGUGGAUGAUAUAAAUCCAGAUAUGAUUGUGAGACUGCCACACGUAAACAACGAACUGCAUUGAAAAAUGUGUUCCAGUCACCACCUAGUCUAACGACGUCUUAAAUAUUAAUACUAAUACAAAAAGGUACAAAGAGAUUGUGACAUAAUAGUUUGACUUGUGAUCAGUAAUAAGACCUUGUUUCCAUAAUAUGUAUUGGAAUUUUCCCCAACUCAAGCAUUCACUCAUUUAGUAUUAUUAGUCAAUGUUAAAAAAAUACAGAAAUUUAGUUUCCACUGGUAUAUUACAAUCAAAAACUAAAAACUGGGUAAAUAAAAUAUUUAAAAAAUACAAAUGGUAAAAACCAGUCACAAACUGACACAAUACACCCUAAUGUCAAAAAGACCCCCCCCAAAAAAACCAAAAAAACAAAACCACAAAAAAAAACAUUAAAAUACUAAGCAUACGGUUACUAAAGACAUUCCUACAGCCUAACCUUUGGAGGAUAUUCCAGGAAGAGAUUUUUUAAAAAGAAACAGAAAGCAGUACGAACGCUGGAACCCCCAUAAACAACUCUUUUAAGACGCUACUGUGGGAUAAGCGCUUAGUAGACGAUAGAUUACAUAACAGUAACAAUGAAAACGUAAAUUUACCUUUUACAUUGCUAUUGAAAGCAUUGACGGCAUUCAGAAUGAAAGACUGUCUGAAACGACCACGAGUUGUCUUAGGAACACGCAGUCGAAUACCUGACUGGUUGUAGUUGAAACAAGCGUGAAGUGGGUGUGUGGGAUCAUGCACUAUACUAUGAAUAUUCAAAAGAAUGCGUUUCUCAUACUAACUACAAAUAGAAGGAAGAUCUGUUUGGAUUACUCGUGCAAUUUUCCUAGAUCUUUCAAGCUUGUUAAUGCUUUCUUGUGAUAGGUUGCCAAAGGUACACAAAAAUUUAACGUAAGAACGUUCUGUAGUACCGACUGAUUAAGGAGAACCAUGAUUUUGUUGUCCACUCAGAACUCCCUAAGUUUCCUUAGGAAGUACAGCCUUUGGCUCGCCUUACCAGAUACAAUUUGGGAGUUUUUUCUUCCAAUUCAACCUCUCGUUGAUCACAGUUCCUAAGUACUUGUAUUCAGAUACCUGUUUCUAUGCCAUGGUCGUGAAUAUUUGACGCAAUAUGGGGGUUUGAAGAUUGAGACCGGCGGAAAUCAAAAGCCAUUUCUUUGGUUUUGUUUACAUUCAGAACCAGGUGAUGGCUAUUGCAUACCAAUUUAAAAACUGUUCGACUUGCUCAAAGUAAGCCUCUGCGUUAUCCUGCAAAAAGCCACUUAUAACAAUGUCAUCUGCGUACUUAACAAUCGCACAGUUUGAAUCACAGACUCGGCCGGCAAUCACUAGUAUACAUUGAAAACAAAACUGGUGAGAUCACACACCCUUGAGGUGCUCCUAGACUCAAAGACCUGACUCUUGAAGUAACAUUAUUGCACUUAACCCACUUUGGUCUGUCAACAAAAAAAUCAAGAAUAACCAAGGCAGGUUUAGAUGAAACAUUCAGUUUGAGUAACUUAUCAAUUAACCGAUGAGGAACGUUAGUAUUAAAUGCACUUGAAAAAUUGAUGAAGACCAACCGCACAUACGACAUUGGGGUCUCCAAGUGUUGAUAAAGGUUAAAAAGGAAGACAAUCAAGUACAACGUCUUCAACACCUUUGUUGAUGCCAUAUACCCAUUUCUUAGACAGGUUAAUUAAAUUAUAGUAAUUCCUGGUCAGAGCUUUACGCAUAGUUUAGUGCUUUGAUAGGAUAGUAAUGUUAGUUAUUCUGGAGUUCGAAGAAGACAUCGGAAAUUCCAAUAUAAACAACCCUUUUAUAAAUAGGAAGGAAGAAGCCCCACUGUCCUACCUCAUCUGUAGUUCUCAGUAAACAUGGGCGUUUCACAAUAGUGCGCCUCCAUGAGUUUGCAACGCGUUGGCCAAUCAUAAUGCGCGAAAUUU